Capra hircus (goat) is the source of this 405-nucleotide messenger RNA. RefSeq names its product cytochrome c oxidase subunit 7C, mitochondrial. Gene Ontology annotation, biological process: mitochondrial electron transport, cytochrome c to oxygen. Lineage: Eukaryota; Metazoa; Chordata; Mammalia; Artiodactyla; Bovidae. The transcript has a single exon. The coding region runs from base 94 to 285 and encodes 63 amino acids. The record is from RefSeq and is a predicted model, not a curated record.
GAGCAAGGUCGUGAGGCAAGAAGCGGUAGGUUUGCAGCCGCCAUUUCUUCCGCCUCCGGUCUCUGGAUCUUUUGUAGAGCGUCCAAGAGCGCUAUGUUGGGACAGAGCAUACGGAGGUUCACAACCUCUGUGAUUCGUCGGAGCCACUAUGAGGAGGGUCCAGGGAAGAAUAUACCAUUUUCAGUGGAAAACAAGUGGAGGUUACUAGCUAUGAUGACUUUGUUCUUUGGGUCUGGAUUUGCUGCACCUUUCUUUAUAGUAAGACACCAACUGCUUAAAAAGUAAUCCAUGAGAAAGAUAGGAAGAGGAGCAUAUUAAGAGGUGCAGUCUCUUAAAAGGAUCAGUCCCUUGAACUCAGCAUCCUAAAUAUGUUUGUAAAUAAACUUAUGGCAUAAAAAAAAAAAA